AUGUGCUCUCUAACGCGCACUCUCUUGAGUCGCCCACGCGUCUCCCACGUGCACCCUCAUGCGCUCUACCACACGCCCUCUCACGCACUCACGCGCACUCUCAUGUGCUCUCUCACACGCUCUCUCACGCGCUCUCGCACGCGCUCUCUCCUGCGCUCUCUCACACCCGCUCUCACGCACACUCUCAUGCGCACUCUCACGCGUUCUCUUCCGCGCUCUCUCACGCGAACACUCACGCGCCCCUUCACGCGCCCCUUCACACGCUCUCUCACGCGCACGCUCACGCGCACCCUCACGCACGCUCUCACGUUCUCUCUCACGUGCUCUCUCACGCGCACCCUCACACGCACUCUCAAACGCUCCUUCACGCGCAUUCUCACACACUCUCUCACACGCUCUUUCACGCUCUCUACGCGCACUCUCACAAACACCCUCACGCGCACUCUCACGCGCACUCUCACGCGCACUCUCAUGCGCUCUCUCACGCGCUUGCUCUCACGCACACUCUCAUGCGCUCUCUCACGCGCUUGCUCUCACGCGCUCUUUCACGCGCACACUCACGCGCUCUCUCACGUGCUCUCUCAUGCGCUUGCACACGCGCUCUCUCACGCGCUCUCUCAUGCGCCCUCUCACGCGCACUCUGACGCGCGCUCUCACGUGCUCCCUCGCGCGCUCUCCCACGCGCACUCACGCGCUCUCUUACGCGCACUCUCACGCCCACUCACGCGCACUCUCACGCGCACUCUCACGCGCUCUCUCACGCGCACUCUCACGCGCACUGACGCGCUCUCUCCCGCGCUCUGA
Messenger RNA from Closterium sp. Yama58-4, 804 nucleotides. Lineage: Eukaryota; Viridiplantae; Streptophyta; Zygnematophyceae; Desmidiales; Closteriaceae. The record is from the annotation of a GenBank genome assembly.